CCCUUCUUUUGGUUUCUCUCUUUUCCUUUUUUUUUUUUUACUUCGAGUUUCUCGGUGAAUGGCUUUUGUUGCUUUCUGCUUAAUGGAAGGACCUUGAGGAGCUUAUUUUCUCUCUCUCUCUCUCUCUCUCUCUUUAUUUCUUUCUUUGCUUUUAUUUCCUCUGCAGUUCGUGCAUUUUCACCUGCAAUUUUUGAAAGCCGUAAUUGAUCCUCUUCUCUUUGUCUCCUCCGCCAAGUUUUUCUCCGGUGGAGUUGUUUGAAAAAAAUGGGUUGAAGUGGGUUUCGCAGAUGAUUUUAUUGGAUUCAGAAACUGCUGGUGCGUGAUGGCUCUUUCAGGAACCGUCAAUAAUGAUUGACUAGUCUACUUGACGGUUUAGUUUAGAUAACUUUAGGCUGUCUUGAGAAGUUUUGGGUUCUGAUGUCUCCACCGCUUCUGGGCGUGGAGGAAGGGCGCAGUAAUGUUUCUUCUCCCUCUGAUGACUGUAUCUCCCAGAAUGGCUUGGGAUUAAAGGAGCGUAAUUACCUUGGACUAUCAGAUUGUUCUUCAGUCGACAGCUCUGGUGUCUCGAGCUUGCCAGAGGAUAACAAGAACAAUCUGAAUUUGAAGGCUACAGAGCUGAGGCUUGGUCUUCCUGGAUCCCAGUCCCCUGAGAGGGAACCAGAGCUUUGCUUACUGAACUCUGGAAAACUUGAUGAGAAGCCACUGUUUCCUCUACUUCCUUCUAAAGAUGGAAUCUGCUCAUCAUCACAGAAAACUGUUGUUUCUGGAAACAAAAGGGGGUUCUCUGACACCAUGGAUGGAUUCUCAGAGGUGAAAGGUUCUGUGUACACUGAAAAAAUUUGGAUGUUUCCUGGAGCUGGUUCUGAUUCUGAAUCUCCCCAACCUGUGGGACACGGAAAAUAUCCUGGUAAUCCAGGGGUCAAUGUGAUGCUGUCAGCAAGGUCUUCUGGAGCUCAAGCAUCUGUAAAGAAAGAUGGGCCUCCAAAUGUGCUACAAGAACGACCUCGUGCCGCAAAUGGAACAAACCUCAAGCAAACUGGCAUUUCUAACAACAACAGCAGUGCACCUGCUGCCAAGGCACAGGUUGUUGGUUGGCCACCAAUAAGAUCAUUUAGGACUAAAACCCUGGCCACUUCUUCAAAGAACAAUGAUGAAGUUGAUGGAAAACCAGGUCCCGGUGCUCUUUUUAUCAAGGUCAGCAUGGAUGGAGCUCCUUAUCUGAGGAAGGUGGAUUUGAGAACUUAUUCAACUUAUCAGGAACUGUCUUCUGCUCUUGAGAAGAUGUUCAGCUGUUUUACCCUUGGUCAAUGUGGGUCUCAUGGUUCUGCUGGGAAGGAAAUCUUGAGUGAGAGCAAGUUGAAGGAUCUUUUGCAUGGAUCAGAAUAUGUGCUUACAUAUGAAGAUAAAGAUGGGGACUGGAUGCUUGUUGGAGAUGUUCCAUGGGAGAUGUUUAUUGAAACAUGCAAGAGGUUGAAAAUCAUGAAGAGCUCUGAUGCGAUUGGAUUAGCUCCAAGAGCAAUGGAGAAAUCCAAGAACAGCAACUAGAAAGACUUUGGAUGUAAUCAUUAACUUCCUCCUGCCUAAUUUGAAGUGGAAAAUUCCAGAGUGUGGAGGAAGCUGUGAUAAUGGAGAGCAUUAACUUGCAGGGUGCGUUGCGCAGAAUGAAAGAUCAUGGCAAAUUCCAUCUCAUCUUUGUUUUGAUUGCACGAAGAAUUAGUGUUACUUUAUGUUUGUCACGAGUUUAUGAUGGUUGUCCAAAGUGUUAAGAAAGUUAGUGAUUGUGGAUAUUAAAUAUCCUCAUAGGAACCUGUAAUGUUUAAGUUGUAUUGUAUUCCGUUGAAUGCUGCGUGUUUUUAUCUUGAAACCAUCCGGUUGUUCUGCUUCAUCUGUUGACCUGUGAUUAACUGUUUUACUAUUUUGCA
Molecule: messenger RNA, 1922 nt
Organism: Theobroma umbraticum
Lineage: Eukaryota; Viridiplantae; Streptophyta; Magnoliopsida; Malvales; Malvaceae
Source: RefSeq, a predicted model, not a curated record